Molecule: messenger RNA, 1261 nt
Organism: Rhodotorula toruloides NP11
Lineage: Eukaryota; Fungi; Basidiomycota; Microbotryomycetes; Sporidiobolales; Sporidiobolaceae
Product: DNA polymerase alpha catalytic subunit
Exons: 7
Biological process (GO): leading strand elongation; mitotic DNA replication initiation; lagging strand elongation
Cellular component (GO): alpha DNA polymerase:primase complex
Molecular function (GO): DNA replication origin binding; chromatin binding; DNA-directed DNA polymerase activity
Source: RefSeq, a predicted model, not a curated record
CUCGAUGUACGGCUGUCUCGGUUACGAGGGGUCUCGCUUCUACGCACGCCCUCUCGCCGCGCUCACCACCUUCAAGGGUCGCGAGAUCUUGACGCGGACAAAGGCUGACGCCGAGGGCAUGUCGCUCAACGUCAUCUACGGUGACACCGACUCAGUCAUGAUCAACACGAACCAGACGGACUACGCCACUGCGCUCAAGAUUGGCGAAGACUUCAAGAAAGUCAUCAACGACAAGUACAAGAAGCUCGAGAAUGACCGUGAUGCCGUCUUCGAGCGCAUGCUCCUCCUCAACAAGAAGAAGUACGCCGCUCGCAAGGUCGAAGACGACGGCAAGGGCGGACCGGGCGAGGUCACGACCGAGAUCAAGGGUUUCGACAUGAAGCGUCGCGAGUUCUCGAAGCUCUCGAAGGAUGCCUCCAAACGUGCUCGACAUGAUCCUCUCGCCAAGGCGACGGAGACCGUUAUCGAGGAGAUUCACGAGUACCUCACCGACCUCGGCGAGAAGAUCCGCAACGGCUUUAACCCUCUCGACGACUACAUCAUCCACAAGCGUCUCGGCAAGAACCCGGAGGACUACCCCGACGCCAAGUCGCUCCCGCACGUCCAGGUCGCGCUGAAGAUGAAGGCCAAGGGUCUCUCCGCCAAGGCCGGCGACGUCAUCCCGUACAUCUUCUGCGUACCGCCCAACGGCGAGACGACGAAGACGGCGCAGGCCGCCAACGCUCAUCACCCGGACGACGUGCGGCGACAAGGCUCCACGCUCAAGAUUGACUUCGAGGUCUACCUGUCGACGCAAGUCCUUCCGCCCAUUGAGCGUCUCUGCGAGCAUAUCGAAGGAACCGAGAAGGCUCGUCUCGCCGAAUGCCUGGGUCUCGACGCUUUGCGCUUCGAGUCGACUUCGCUCGAUGUGCCCGAACGCGAGUUCAAGACGCUCCAGUCGCAGAUCUCGGAUGCCGAGCGCUUCGCCGAUGCCGAGCCGUCCCGCAUCCGAUGUCGAACCUGCGGCACGAUCAGCCCGUUCGACGGCAUCCUCGAGAACAAGGUGUCCGGCAUGCUCUCGGAACACGGCUUCUUCUGCGGCAACGUCGAGUGCCGAGACUUCAUUCCGACACCUUCGCUCGCCGUCCAGCUCGACCUCAAACUUUGCGGUGUCAUCAGCAAGUUCUACUACGCGGACGCAAAGCUGUACGACCAGCUCCUCUACAUCGACACCUCGUCCAACAUCGAGCGGGCGCUCGGCAAGGUCGCAGGCGGAGCAUAA